Messenger RNA from Mastomys coucha (southern multimammate mouse), 2042 nucleotides. It is a transcript of the gene Rpusd2, whose product is annotated as RNA pseudouridine synthase domain containing 2. Lineage: Eukaryota; Metazoa; Chordata; Mammalia; Rodentia; Muridae. Gene Ontology annotation, molecular function: RNA binding; pseudouridine synthase activity. Gene Ontology annotation, biological process: pseudouridine synthesis. The transcript is spliced from 3 exons. Bases 19 to 1629 code for a protein of 536 amino acids. The record is from RefSeq and is a predicted model, not a curated record.
GCGGCUAGCCCUGUUGUCAUGUGGCGGGGUGUCCCGGGCUGCCUACGGGGUAUAGUGCAGUUGCAGGUGGCGCUUUGGUUCCACAGCUUUGUCCGGACUUGGAGUAGCUGUAGGGAGACGAUGACUGAGGCACCCUCUGCUCAAGCCGAGGCAGCGGGCGGGCUGAAGGCUUUGAUUCAACAAAAUGGAGAUGCUGCUAGCGACACGAGCGGAGAGCCGCUCCUGGAGCAGACGGCAGUAGGGAAACAGGUCCCGGAGAGCGGGGAGCAGGCCCCAGCUCCAGUCGCUGACUCAGGCAAGUGGAAAAAGCGGAGGGGAGCCGCUGGGGAACGGGUCGUGCCGCCCCCGAAGAAACGGCGGACUGGGGUGAGCUUUAGCGAUGAGCACUUUGCAGAGACUACCUACUACUUCGAGGGCGGCCUGCGCAAGGUGCGGCCCUAUUACUUUGACUUCCAGACCUACUGUAAAGGUCGCUGGGUGGGCCGCAGCUUGAAGCACGUCUUCAGCACCGAGUUCCGAUCCCAACCACUGGCUUACUACGAGGCCGCUGUCCGGGCAGAACGCCUGCAUCUCAACGAGGAACCUGUCCAGGACCUCAGCAUCGUGCUCAAGGACAAUGAUUUCUUGCGGAACACAGUGCACAGACAUGAGCCACCAGUCACAGCAGAGCCCAUUCGCGUGCUAGCUGAGAACAAUGAUAUGGUUGUUAUAGACAAGCCGUCCUCCAUUCCUGUGCACCCCUGUGGCCGCUUCAGACACAACACGGUCAUCUUCAUCCUAGGCAAGGAGCACCAACUGAAGGAGCUGCACCCACUGCACCGGCUGGAUCGCCUCACCUCAGGAGUGCUCAUGUUUGCCAAGACAGCUGAAGUCUCAGAGAAGAUCCACGAGCAGGUUCGAGAUCGGCAGCUGGAAAAGGAGUAUGUAUGCCGGGUUGCAGGGGAGUUCCCUGACAAGGAGGUAAUUUGUAAGGAACCUAUCUUAGUGGUGUCUUACAAGGUAGGAGUGUGCCGUGUGGACUCCCGGGGCAAGCCUUGUGAGACUGUGUUCCAGAGACUGAGCUACAAUGGCCGCUCCAGUGUAGUACAGUGCCGACCACUUACAGGGCGCACUCACCAAAUCCGAGUACACCUCCAGUUCCUGGGCCACCCCAUUCUCAAUGACCCCAUCUACAAUUCAACUGCCUGGGGUCCUUCUCGAGGCCAGGGUGGCCACAUUCCAAAGACAGACGACGAACUGCUCCGAGACCUGGUUGCAGAAUAUCAGGCCAAAGAAAGCCUGAGUAUGCUAGAUCUCUGUGAGGGUGACAUGGCUCCAGGGCUCAUAGACUCCACAGCUCCCUCUUCAGAGUUGGACAAAGACAGCCUGGAAGGAUUGGCUGCAGCAGCCCAGAAGACAGAUGGGAUAGCUGAGGCAGCCGCUCAGCACCUGGACACACCAGAGAAGACAGCUAAAGCAGACGUGAAUCAAGAAACAGACCCGCUCUGUGCCGAGUGCCGGGUGUUGCGACAGGAUCCCUUGCCCCAGGAUCUUGUAAUGUUCCUGCAUGCCCUCCGCUAUAAAGGGCCAGACUUUGAGUACGUCUCACCCAUCCCAACCUGGGCACAGGAUGACUGGCAAGAAGACUGAGGAUGUGGCCACUGGAAGAAUGGCUUCUUGGGUUGGAACAAGGAUGGGCCUUGAGGCAGAGACUGCUCCCAUUGGUCGAUACUCAGGGUUUGGGGAAGAGCGAGGUUUCACACUAAGGAACCUGCUUGGACUCACUACCUCUCUCCUUCUGGCUUGUUUAGGGCUUUCAGUUCUGUGUAUAUAUAUAUAUAAUUUUUUUUCUAACACCUUGUAUACCCAUUUUUACUGGUUUCUUACAAUCCCUCCCCUCUUCCCCCAAUGCUUAGGAUAGAAUCUAGGUCCAUUAGAAGGCAAAUGCUCUACAACUGAACUCCAAGCCCCUUAGUAUUUCUGAGUUUCUCUAGGUCAGGCCGAUUUUGAACCCUGAAUCCUCCUACUCUGCCUCCAAGCAGGAAUACAGCCGUGAAGCACCA